CUCUCUCCUCUCGGUCUCCCCCCUGCGGCGCGUCUCCCUCCCUUGACCUGGGAGGAGAGUUUCCUUGGCCCGGCCAAGGGAGCCUCAGAGAAGGGUUAAGCGCGGAAGGGCUGGCGGGGAAGACGGCAAAGCCCGGAUCUGCCGGAAGAGGAGUGCGGCAGCAGCGGAACGCAGCCAUCGCCGCGCCGUGGCUCCAGCGAUGCGCCAUGUAACCAGCUGACAGUCCCAUUUUUGCGCGCGGCUUGGGCUGGAGAGCGGGCGGCGAGACCCCGCACCCGGGCGCCCGCGGGCUUCGCCGCCGUCCCCCCGACCCUUCGGCCCGGCGUUUCCUCCUCGUCGUCGUCCUCUCUGCCGGUGCCAUGGGGCUGCCCACCCUGGAGUUCAGCGACUCGUACUUGGAUAGCCCGGAUUUUCGCGAGAGGCUGAAAUGUCACGAGGUGGAGCUGGAGAGGACCAACAAGUUCAUCAAGGAGCUCAUCAAGGACGGCGGCCUGCUCAUCGGGGCGCUCCGGAAUCUAUCCAUAGCAGUACAAAAGUUUUCCCAGUCACUUCAAGAUUUUCAGUUUGAGUGCAUUGGAGAUGCUGAGACGGAUGAUGAAAUUAGUAUCGCCCAGUCACUGAAGGAGUUUGCCCGGUUAUUGAUUGCGGUAGAAGAGGAGAGGAGACGCCUGAUCCAGAAUGCCAAUGAUGUUUUAAUAGCCCCACUGGAGAAAUUUCGUAAGGAACAAAUAGGUGCAGCAAAAGAAGGAAAGAAGAAGUUUGAUAAAGAAAGUGAAAAGUAUUAUUCAACCUUAGAGAAGCACUUAAAUUUAUCUGCAAAGAAGAAGGAAUCACACCUGCAAGACGCAGACACACAGAUUGACCGAGAACAUCAAAACUUUUAUGAAGCGUCGUUAGAAUAUGUCUUUAAAAUCCAAGAAGUGCAAGAGAGAAAAAAGUUUGAAUUUGUUGAGCCCCUUUUGGCCUUUCUUCAGGGAUUAUUUACCUUUUACCACGAGGGAUAUGAGCUGGCCCAGGAGUUUGCACCAUACAAGCAACAGCUGCAGUUCAACUUGCAGAAUACCCGGAAUAAUUUUGAAAGCACAAGGCAGGAAGUAGAACGGCUUAUGCAGAGAAUGAAGUCUGCCAGCCAAGACUACAGGCCACCAAGCCAGUGGACAAUGGAAGGCUAUCUCUACGUUCAAGAGAAGCGACCUCUAGGGUUCACCUGGAUAAAACAUUACUGCACCUACGACAAAGGGACGAAAGCAUUCACGAUGAGCAUUUGUGAAGCCAAAUCUGGAGGGAAAGUGAAUGGUCUCGUCCCAAGUACACCAGAAGUGUUCAAGUUGAAAUCCUGCAUCCGGAGAAAGACAGAUUCAAUUGACAAGCGCUUCUGCUUCGAUAUUGAAGUAUUUGAAAGGCAUGGGAUCAUUACGCUACAAGCUUAUUCCGAAUCCAACCGGAAGCUCUGGCUGGAAGCAAUGGAUGGAAAAGAACCGAUUUAUACCUUGCCAGCUAUUAUUAGCAAGAAAGAAGAAACGUUCCUCAAUGAAGCUGGCUUUAACUUUGUAAGGAAGUGCAUCCAUGCAGUAGAGACGAGAGGUAUCACAAUUUUGGGGUUGUACCGAAUAGGUGGCGUGAAUUCCAAAGUUCAGAAGCUGAUGAAUACCAUAUUUUCUCCAAAAUCCCCUCCCGACAUGGACAUUGAUUUGGAAAUUUGGGACAACAAAACUAUUACAAGUGGGCUAAAGAACUACCUCAGGUGCCUUGCAGAACCACUGAUGACCUACAAGUUGCACAAGGAUUUUGUCGUUGCCGUCAAGUCUGAUGACCAAAAUUACAGGGUGGAAGCAGUCCAUGCACUUGUUCACAAACUGCCAGAGAAGAACCGAGAGAUGCUGGACAUCCUGAUCAAGCACUUGGUCAAGGUGUCACUACAUAGUCAGCAAAAUCUCAUGACCAUCUCCAACCUUGGAGUUAUCUUUGGGCCCACACUGAUGAGAGCCCAGGAGGAAACCGUGGCUGCAAUGAUGAACAUCAAGUUUCAGAAUAUUGUGGUUGAGAUUCUCAUCGAGCAUUACGACAAGAUAUUCCACACAGCCCCAGACCCCAACAUCCCUCUUCCGCAGCCUCAGUCCCGGUCGGGCUCAAGAAGGACGAGAGCAAUCUGCCUUUCCACAGGCACUCGCAAACCAAAAGGGCGAUAUACCCCAUGCCUGGCAGACCCAGACACUGAUUCCUACAGUAGCAGCCCAGACAGCACCCCGAUGGGCAGCAUAGAAUCUCUUUCAUCUCACUCAUCAGAACAAAACAGCACCACAAAACCUCCAUCUUCUCAGCCCAGGGAUAAAGCCGGAGGAGUUCCAUGGAUUGCUUCGUCCCCAUCAUCCAACGGACAGAAAAAUUCAGGCCUUUGGACACCGAGUCCUGAAUCUUCCUCAAAGGAGGACACAGCAAAAACAGACAUGGAGUCUGACUGCCAUAGUGUUACUUCUGUCACCGGUCCAGAGACCGUGACUCCACCAAUAGACCUGACCAAAAGAGGAAUAUAUAGUCUCUCCGGAUUGAAACGGUCAGCAGCUUCCUCUAUUCGGUCAAUCCCUUCUGCCGAAGGUAACAAAAGCUGCAGCGGUUCGGUACAGAGCUUAACUUCUCUGGACGCAAAAGAGACGCCCAAAGCCCCAGCAAACCCAGACCUGCCUCCCAAAAUGUGCAGGAGACUGCGGCUCGAUACCGCAUCAAGUAACGGCUACCAGAGACCGGGAUCUGUGGUAGCAGCCAAGGCCCAGCUGUUUGAAAGUGGUUGCUCACUUAAGCAGGCUCCCUCAGGAAGGCAAGCCAAAGCCAUGUAUUCCUGCAAGGCCGAGCACAGUCAUGAACUCUCCUUCCCUCAGGGAGCCAUAUUUUCCAAUGUGUAUCCAUCUGUGGAACCAGGAUGGCUCAAAGCGACGUAUGAAGGCAAAACAGGACUUGUUCCAGAGAAUUACGUUGUCUUUCUCUAGUAAUAGUUAGCAGACAGCAGCAUCUUCAUGGUAUCCAUGGCAACAAGCAAUAAGCACUGUGAUUUUUAUAUAUAUAUAUAUUUAAUCUGACACAGAUACGGGGGUCUGCCAGUGAGCCCUGUGUGUGGUGGAUUUCCUUUGACUUCUGCAGCCACAGACAAUGUAGCUCCUUAUAAACGGAACAGACCUGAUGCAAAUAGUCAACAGGGUUUGUUUUCGGAUGUUUGAAAUUGAACAUGGUACUCUCUUGGUCAUCUGCUGCUGACAACCAGAAAUUCAUUUUAU
Messenger RNA from Lacerta agilis (Sand lizard), 3269 nucleotides. RefSeq names its product Rho GTPase activating protein 42 (gene ARHGAP42). The record is from RefSeq and is a predicted model, not a curated record. Lineage: Eukaryota; Metazoa; Chordata; Lepidosauria; Squamata; Lacertidae. Gene Ontology annotation, biological process: signal transduction. The transcript is spliced from 24 exons. The coding region runs from base 360 to 2984 and encodes 874 amino acids. Gene Ontology annotation, molecular function: protein binding; GTPase activator activity. Gene Ontology annotation, cellular component: cytoplasm.